Molecule: messenger RNA, 1155 nt
Organism: Orbilia oligospora ATCC 24927
Lineage: Eukaryota; Fungi; Ascomycota; Orbiliomycetes; Orbiliales; Orbiliaceae
Exons: 4
Coding region: 1-1155 (384 amino acids)
Source: RefSeq, a predicted model, not a curated record
AUGGGUUUCGGUGCGGCGUCCCCGCCGCUGCCGAUCACUAGCUACUAUAUCAUCUACUGGGUCCCAACAUCUAUUGCUCUUAUCUUUUUCUUUGUGCGCCUCGCAGUCAAGCUCACCAAGAACAGAGGCAUGCAAAUUGAUGAUUUCUUCGUCUCUUUCGCUGCCGCAGCUGUCCUAACAGAUGCUAUCCUGCACACUUUGAUGACACCGACCUCACACAACUUGGGCCUUAUUAUGCUUGGACUUGCACAACCUGGGGCAACUUUCCUGGAAGAUGUUCAAGAAUACCUCAAGCUCCAGUUUGCAGCCAUUACCCUUUUCUGGAACAUUCUCUGGGCCGUCAAAUUCUCGCUUCUUAUUUUCAUCUGGAGAUUGACAGACGGGCUUCCUACAAUGCGCAAGUGGUGGUGGGGUGUCACUAUUUUCAACAUCAUAAUGUGGAUGAGUGCUGUUAUGUCUCAGUACUUGAACUGCCGGCCGCUCAAAACUGCUUUCAUGAUCGGAGAGGGAGCAUGCGAGACUCUACAUCCCGGAACAUCGGCUAGAGCACUUCUCUAUGCCAUGGGUGCAGAUAUAGCUACCGACAUCUCGAUCAUGGCACUUCCUUUGCGACUCCUCUACGGCCUCAAAAUCAAUAAGAAACAGAAGUUUGGACUGGUUCUCAUCUUUUCACUCGGCUUGCUUUGUGUCAUCUUUGCCGUAAUUCGAGGCGUCGGUUCAAUUGUCGGUGAUGCAAUCAUGCCAAUUUGGCUCGGCGUUUGGACUCAAAGUGAAUCAUGCGUCGCCCUCAUCGUCGCCUGUCUCCCUACUCUCCGAACGCUUCUCCUUAGUCGAUCUAUCACUGGAGGAUCUUCGGAUAGCCCGAGUAACGGGUACCGCUACGGUUCUAGGAAAUACGGUGCCGGCGGCAGUAGCUAUGCCCGCAACUCCAGGAUUGGAGGCUCAAACCACGUUAAACUGGAUGAUUUGUCUGAAUCUUCUCAUAUCACUAAAAUCGAAGCCGGCGGUUCAAAGCAAGCCCAAGUAUCGGGCAUGUACUACGAGAGAAAUAACAGCAGCGAGGAAGCGCUUCGUGGACCUGUGCCUGGAGUUGCCAUUCACACCAACAUCUCCGUUACUAGCGAACGGGCACAAGCCACGAAGGAAGUCUUUUAG